Messenger RNA from Durusdinium trenchii, 3012 nucleotides. The record is from the annotation of a GenBank genome assembly. Lineage: Eukaryota; Dinophyceae; Suessiales; Symbiodiniaceae.
AUGAGGAUGCUUCAGACCAUUUGGGCCGCAUGGCACUGGCAGUCGCAGGUGGGGCGCGGACCCCUGCGGUGGCAUGUGGCCUGCCAUUGGCAUGCGAAGGUACAGCAGGUCAAGGUGGAUGCCAUCGCUCGCAUGGCUUUGAGACAGUGGCAUCAGGCGAUGCAGGACGCCUGGUGCUUUCGAGCGUUUGAGGAGGCCUGUGCUGAGAAGUACGCCGAAGAGGCUGCGCUUCUUCGUUUUGGGAGGAGCCUUUGUCGUGGCUUUCGCGAGCGAGACGCAGCCAGGUCCGCCAACCUCGUGGAGCUCGCGGUGGUCGAGGAGGCCCGUGGCCUUGAGACCACCGUGGACAGGAGUGAAGUCUCCUUGUCCUUAACUCAGAGUUCGGUGAACUCCACGUUGAUGGCGCUGGGGAUCGAACAGCCAGAUUUGGCACAGAGCCCGAAAGGCAUUUUCGCCAACGCCACCGUGAACACCGAAACUCAUGAGGUGCCAUGGUCUUAUCAUGAGUUUCUGGUGGGCGAACAGGUUGGUGGUUCUUUGGAAUCCUUCAAGGGCAUUUAUGCCAAGUCCAAGUCUUAUGCACCAUUGCUGGUGAAUCACAGACGGGCCGAGACGGACCGUCCCAUGCGGAAUGAGACGAACGCGUCGAUCUUGGAUGCUGCGAGGGAGGCCUUGCUGCGGCACUUCGGCUUUGGUGCCCUGCGAGCCUUCCAGGCCGAGGCCAUCGCAGCGUGGACUGAGGGCCGAGAUGCGCUCAUCAGCAUGGGCACUGGCAGCGGCAAAUCCUUGUGCUUCCAAUUGCCUGCAUUGCUGAAGCCUUCGACCUUAGUGAUCUCUCCACUGAUCUCCCUCAUGCAGGACCAGGUGCGAACCUUGCGGCAGCGCCAGAUCCACGCGGUCUACUGCGGCUCGGGCGGUGCCAGCAUCAGGGAGCUGCGUGAGGGAGUGCCGCCACGCGGCGGCGUUCAGGUGAUUUACAUGUGUCCCGAAUUCGCUCUCACGCACCUCUCCGAACUCGCGCUAUUGAAAGGCUCAGUGCACUUACUGGCCAUUGAUGAGGCACAUUGUAUCUCCUCCUGGGGCCACGACUUCCGCCCCUCCUAUCAGCGCCUGGGCGAGCUGCGCGAGCUCUUGGGCGUCCCCACCAUGGCGCUCACAGCCACCUGUACUCCGCAGGUGAAGCAGGACAUCCUGCGCUCCUUGCACUUCAAAGAUGGCGUCAACAUCCAUGGCUCCAUCAACCGGCCCAAUCUGAAGCUGCUGGUGCGCCCGCGCAGCACCUUGCAGGAGGACUUCCGCGAGAUCUUCGGGCUGCAUGGUGAUUCAAGCGCACGAGCAGCCCGAAGUGUGGACAACACCUCCAUCAACUGCAUGAGCUCUUCGAUCAUCUAUGUGCCCACCCGAGCCAAGAGCGAAGAAUUGGCGCAGUGGUUAGAGGCUCAAGGAGUUCGGGCAGAGCCCUAUCACGCAGGUCUGUCGCUCCAGGCUCGAGAGCGGCUUCAUACCGCCUUCUUGCUGGAUGAGGUGCAGGUGGUGGUCGCCACGGUGGCCUUUGGGAUGGGCAUCGACAAACCCUCCAUCCGGCGGGUCGUGCACUACGGAGGCGUGAAGUCCAUCGAGGACUUCGUGCAGCAGACGGGCCGCGCUGGGCGUGACGGCGAGGAGGCCGAGACCGUGGCCUUCACCCGGCCAAGUAGCGAUGCACAGGAGAUCAAAGGGUUGAUCCUGCAAAGCUCGGACGUGGAGCGCGGUGAAAGGUUGCUGGCGCUUCACCGCGAGGUGUCCCUCUUUCUGAGCGACAACUCCACCUGUCGACGUCGGCGCUUGCUGUUGCACUUCGGCGAGGAGCCGCAAGCGGUGGCCGCCGCCGAUGCGGCUCCCCAGGGACACUGCGUUCGCGCUCCGGAUGGCCAGGUGUCCUGCCGCUGGUGUGACGUUUGCCUCGCGACGGGUCACGCCGUGGAUCAACGUGGGGGUGAGUUCACUCAGGACUGCCGGGUGCUGCUGCAGUGCACCAUGGCCUGUGGGGGUUACACAGGCAGUGGCCUAGUACUGGCCAUGGCAGCUGGACAGAGCAACGCCAAUCUCAGGUCGAAGCAGCUGCAUUUACACUCGGCCUUUGCCAGUGGCAAGCACCGCACCGCUGCCUGGUGGAAGGCCUUCCUGCCGCAUGUCUUGGAGCGCGGGCUGCUGCAGGAGCGACCGGCCGUGCUGGCGAAGGGCGUGAAAUACGUGGCGCUCUCCGUGUCCUCAGCUGGGCAGGCCUUCCUCAAGAACAGCGAGAGCCGCUUUCAGCUUUGCCCCGUUCCACCUGAGCUUCUCACCAAGCCGUCACCGCCCGCGCCCAGUCCGCCCGUGCAGAUUCGAUCUUCCGGCCUUUCCUUGGCCAUCGACCAGAAGAUCCAAGAGCUCUACAAGCGGCUGUCACAUGUGCGACAAACCUGGAUGCGGCGGCUGAACAUCAUGGGGGAAGCCAUCAUCUCAAAUCCCAUCCUGCGUGCGUUGGCAGAGGUGCGUCCCAGCUCAGUGCUGGCGGCUCAGCAGCACGUGCCUGGUUUGCCGGCGCUCUUGCAUCAGGACUUGGCGCAGGUCUUGGAGGCCCUCAUUGGGGAGAUCAACGGAAGCUGCCGGGAGUUCUCCUUGACGCAAUGUGGCGAUGAGCGCAAGCGGAGCCUCCACGCUGCGGAGCCUCCGGCCAAGGUGCCGUGCACGUCGACGGCCUUAUACCGGUCGACAGGCGUCUCCCCACGUCCUGCGAGUCGGCGUCUCCCCACGUCCUUCGGCGAGGAAGGCAGCGGCCAAAGCGCCGUGCCAAAGUCUGGUGAUGAGUCGUGGUCUCAGCAUUUUGGGAUGACCACCCAGACACGAGACCGGACCCGAGUCCUUUGGACCGCUUUUCGAGUCCGUGACCUAUUUCUUUUUGCGCAGGCGGAGAAGGCGGAGAAGGAUGAAUGGCUGGGCUUGCUUGACAUGUGAAGCGGCGAAGUCAACACCAUCUCUGGCCCGACAUGU